AUGUAUGUGAGAUGAUUGAUUUGGGUCAUAGUGUACAGGGGCGUCUGAGAAUGUCAGUAAAGGUUAUUUGCUGUCAGCUGAGAGGGAAGGGGAGUUGGGCAUGUACAACUGUAGCAGCUGUACUGUAUACAGUUUGAGGUUUAUUGAUUCUGGUCCCAGUGUCAUACAUACCUUUGCAAGAAACAAUGAAGAUAUUGGAUCUUAUGCAGGACAGAAAGGAGACAGGUAGAAAUUUUGUUGUGCCAUAAACUGCAGUUUAGGAUUUCAUAAAGAGUUUAUUUAGACCUGGAAAUGAUUUCUUUCAUUGAGUGUCGAUGGGGUGAAGGAAAAGUUAUAGUCUGUUCAGAUCCCUACAAGUUAUUCCUGCAUGAGAUAAUUAUUUUAUGCACUGACUAUAUUGCUUAUUGGUUGGUCUGCUAAUUGUUGAUAAUUUGCUCUGUCUAUACCAAAAGAAAUGAAAAACAGCCAUCACAACUUUGCUGAGCCCAAAGUGAUGUCUUGAGAGUGCUUGAACCAACAGACUUUUAACAUUUUUGCUUGAAAAAAUAGUGAAAUUAAUUAUCAAUCAUUAAAAUAGUUGGCAAUUACUUUUUUUUUUUUUUUGACGGACUAAUUCGUGUCAAGUGUCUUCAUGAGCUCUUGAUGGAAAGAUUUAAAGAAGCCUGAUUGGAAGGGCCAAGACGGCAUCUAAUAUUUGGUCCCAAAAAAUGAACUUAAAUCACUGCCAUCACUGGAUUGAUUUACAGAGGUGAAGUAUAUCCAAAAUGAAAAUAGCUAUCAUUAUCUUUGCUCUGCCAAAGUAUUAUCUGCACAAACAGCAUGGUUUGCGGUCAGUCAUAAGAAAUGAAUAAACGGUGCAUAAACCUGAAUGAACUCUGUUAACUUAUUGUCCAGUUAGCGACAGAAACCACAAGCAGUUAUUCUGCCAUGAACCCUCCAGCAACACCUAAAUUCAUUUACUGUGCUGCUUUCUGUUGUGACAGCACCAGAAAAUAAAUCUGUGAAUCAGUCGUAAACACACUGUGGUCCUGUGCACAGGAGACAGGAGAACAGGACAAGUCAUUCUCUAGAAGCACAAUGAAUUGUUCAGUCCAAAAAAUAUUUCCUAUCUAGAGAGGAAAUAAAAAAUAACUUGAGCUAAACUAUGAACUAUUAUGCCUUAGUGCAGUAAUUGUGUUCAUAAAUGGGAAAAGCAGUGUGGUUUUCUAGCAUGAAUGGCUCAAACCAUGCUCCAUUUAUGAACUUUACUGAUUCUUUUCAAAAGACUGCAACUCAGCAGGUGCCAAGGGGAAACCAUACAGGUGAUUAGUGUGAAAUGUAGUGAAAGGAGAAGGCAGAGAAGAUUGAGGCAGAGAGAGGAAGAUAGGGGGAUUGAGAGAGGAGAAGGCGCAGCGGGAGCGGGAAGCCUCUGGCGGUCUGUUGAGCAGCUUCAGAGGGGCAUGCGACCGCUCUCACCACACUCUCCACACAAAAUUUGCACCAUAUGCUCUAGUGGCUGUGCAAUCCAAUUCUGGCAAAGACCCCUGUGUAUUAUCUUCUGAGGGAAAAUGAUGGUGAUUAUCAUAAAGUGUUCCCAUCCAGGAUGAGUGUGCAGAGCCCCGCUCUCUCUCUCUCCUCCGGCCUGCUGAGAGCAGUUAGACGAGGGGGCGGGGGGGCUGAGAGGCCCCUGGAUGUAUGCCCAUUAGCCUUCUCGUUGACCUUGCACCUGCUAUACUCCACAUGGCAUGUAAUGCACAUGUGCCCAUCGUAUGGCAAGACAGACCCUCUUUAACUGUAACCUAAAGGCUGCGUUCAGGCGUUAUCCUUCAAAAGCAAAGUCAUUUAUUUCAGACGCAGGGUCAGUUCACUAAUAAUUUACUCGAAAAAAAAGUUCAACCUCAGAUGCACUGCAAUCAUUCUCAGUUGUUUAUUUUGAGCUGAGGCCUAUGAAUGAAAACUAUUUCUAGAUGUUUUCGAAUUAUAAAAGAGUCCAAUUCUUAGAAUGAGUGAACGUUUUUUGGCCCAAACCGCAGCGACUUUGCUUCCAAGCACCUGUGGCUCCAAGGAACUACAAAUGCAGCCAUCAUAGAAACAUUUUAAACAGUUGUUAUGCUACUUCUCCACCAUAACAAAGAAUUGACGGGAAAUAUCCAACCCUUUUACCAGAGUUUUAGUCAUACAACCUGUUAAACAUUACUCUGAAGUAGAGCUGCUCUGGUUGCACAAAUAACUAAGAUUCUAAUCACCAAUGUGCACAGUACUGAGACAGAUGCAAGUUGUGUUGCAAUCCUUGUACAGGACAAACAUUUAAGAUUCUUUUGAAAAACUCUGGUCAUUUCAUCCACAGGUUGCCGGGCUGUUUUCCCCCCCAGUACCUGAACACACCGGGGUCCUGUUGUGCACAGAGGAACCACUCACUGGCUUGCCGUCACUGGUGACACACCAGCAGUAACCUGUCAGAGUAUGGCACUGGACCUGCACAGGUGAAAAAUAUCAGCCAACUAUGGUCGACCCCUCGGAUGCUGAGGAGCAGAACAAGUGUAAAGGCCCACAGCUCGACACACCAGCUGUGGCCACCGAAGACCCUCGACUGCCAGAACAGGCCGAUGGCACGACAACAGAGGAUGAUGGGGAUGCCGGUUUCGAGACCCCGCCCACUGGCAGUUCUGAGACGAGCCCCUGCCACACAGCAUCAUCGGCGGAGCCAGACGCCGCCCCUCAGGGGCCUCCACCUGAGCAACCACAGACUCAGACUGAUUCGUCACCGAAACUGCACCUGGACCUGUACAACUUUGAUUCACCGGUCGCAGAGGGCAGCCGCUACGUGUUAACAAGCCCUCAUUCUCUGGAGGCGUGUGCUCGAUGCGGGGUCAAACCAGUGGAGCUCCUGCCCCGCCCACUGGCUGACUUCGCCCGGGAGGCUCCGGGUCGAUCCAUGCGCGUUGCGACAGGCCUGUUUGAAGUCUACGAAAGGGACAGGCACGCCAAACUGAGGCAGUGCAGAGAGGAGAGGGAGAGGAUAAUCAGAGAGGAGAAGAGAAGGAUUCUGCAGGCAGCAGUCAAUACCGGCAGCAGUGCAUCACCCUCCGCUGUGGAGCAGCAGCACAAAGCCUCCUCCGGCUCCACUCAGCCUCCUAAAUCUCGACCGGUGACCUCCAGCUCAGCCCCUGAUUCUGGAGCAUCUAGAGCUUCACCAGCAGGCCCAAAAACGAGUACAGCUCUUUUAUCUAAAGCUCCUUCCAGUACCUCUCCUAAAUCUGCCCCUGCUGGGUCCCCAAAAACAAGUUCCACAACCUCUACACCGUCCUCCAAGGGUGUCCAAGGAUCUGUCAAGCAGCCUUCUUCAUCUGAAGUAAAAACCACAAGGCCACUCUCCUCCGGCCCUCCGCCAGUUGUCAGGAAGUCCUCAGGCGGUAAAUCUUCAAACACUUUCCCCAGGCCCACACCAAAACCCCCCGCCUUCCCCAGAGCCAACUCUACGUUGACCUCAUCAGUGACCAGGCCUGCAGUUCAGAGCUCUGGGACGCCUCAGAAUGGCGUAACAGGAGCUCCGUUCUCUCAGCACAAUGGACAUCUUGGCAUUCCCUCCAAGGUGCCAGGAAAAAGCCAUUCUCUGGAGUCCUUACAGCGGAGGAUGGAUCCCGUCUGCUCGUCCACCUCCACCACCACAACGACUACUACAUGCACCUCAUCAGAGUCGGGUGCUUCCUCUUCUUACAGCUGGGAUAGUCCAAGAGGCCACUGGGCCAAAGUCUCCAGUCCUCGAGCUCGCACUAUGGCCGCGUUCAACUCCCUGAUGGGCCGCAGCCUCAGCCUCGGAGACCUGAGCCACUCUAUUCAGACCACACAGAAGGUGGAGCGCAUAGUGAAGGAGGUGAAGCGGCGAGGGCUGAAGGCCGUGUCCGAGCGGGACCGCAAGAUCGCAGCGUUGAUGCUGGCCAGAUACCAGGAGGAAGACAUCAUGAGUCAGACCCGGUACGUGGCUCACCUCCAGUGGGACAGUGAACGUAGGAUGGACGAGCUACGGCGAGAACAGGAGGAGAGAGAAAAGCAGCGCGCCAUGCUUCAGUGCCAGCGGGUGUGGCAGACGCAGGUGUCGAUACGCCAGCGAAGACUCAGCCAGCAGGAGCGACAAUCAGCAGCCGCUAAAAUGCGACAGGUGGAGGAGAGCGAGGAGCGAUGGAAGGAGCUCUCGGAGCUGCAGGAGCGCAACCGUCUACUGAGGUUACAGCAGGCGGCACGGGAGGAGAAGCAUAAGAAAACCCUUCAGGAACAGAACCUGAAGGCCCUGGAGGAGGAGAGGGCGGCCAUGCUGGAGCAGGAGAGGCUGCUGCUGAAAGAGAAGCUCACCAUGGCCGAGCUCAAGAGGCAAGAGAAGGAGCACCAGGUCCAGGAAGACAGAAGAGGUCUGAACAAAGCAGAGAGAAGACGUCACGCCGCUCUGACGCAGGAGAUCGCCCGCAGAGAGCAGGAGGAGAGGGAGGAGGCGAGGAGGGCAGCGGAGGAGAAGCUCAGCCGCUCCCUGGAGAAUUACGAACAGAUAGUGGAGCGUCGAGGGCAGGAGCUGAAGGAAAAGGCCAAGCGUGAGGAGAAGCAGAUCCAGAAAGCACGCAAGGCGGCAGAGAAGCGUGAGAGGCAACAGCAGCAGCUGCUGGAAGCUCGUGUGAAGGAGGCGGAGAAACGAGCCCAGCAGGCGGCCUUGGUGGCGGAGGAGAGAGCAAAAGAGAAAGCUCAGCGGGCCACCCAGAGCCGGCAGGAGAAGGAGAAACUCCAGAGGCUCAACAGGCAGCGCGUGGAGGAAGAGGAGAAGCAGAGGCGCCUGGAGCUGCUGCAGUCCAUCGAGAGGAAGCUGGAGAAGAGCGAGCAGAUCUUCAAGGAAAAGAGGGCGGUGCUGGAGAGCGCGCGCUCCGUGGCCCGGGCCUCUUUCCAUGUACGAGACAAAGUGCGGGAGGAGACCAACAUGCGUACAUUUGAUAAAAUGGCCCUGGAAGCUCAACUCAAAGCCAGCCUGGAUGAGAAAUAAACCCAACGCUUGUUGUGGUCUCCUUAAUUCUGGUCAUGUGCUCGGCUCCUGCCUUCAUUAUGGCCCUCAUCACCCAACAGCUUUACCCAUCUUCCCAUAAAGACCCACAGUGUUGUUUUUUUCCUUACAUAUCUUCAUCCAUCAGCUGGUUUGAUUACAUUUUUGACCAUCAGUUUUUAUUAUAAAUCCUGUCAAAGUAAACCAAAUUUUGUACCAUGGAUGUAACGAGACUACAAACUUUUAUCAGCUGUUAUAAAUGAACAGUAAAGCCUGUGUGGGACGCACAGUGGACUUCAUAAUAGAUGAUAGUGUGGAGAGAGCUGCCUUGCAGCAACUCAACCCCUCCUCUCUCUUUCUCUUUGCCCUCUGCUCCGUGUAUCUCAGCUACUGGACUGAAAGCUGUGCGGGAAUGAAAAGAGUCAUUGUUUACGAGGAAGCACAAUUCCAUGACAACUGCAGAGGCUUUUAAGGGAGCACUGCUCUAAGGGAAAACUAAGCGCAAAUGGUUCUAGACCCCCAAAGCAAAUGAGGGAUCUUUUUGUACACGCACUGUGACACAGCUAGAUAUAGCAUGGAAAUCAAGCCCCGGGCUGGACACUCGUCUGAACCUAACCGCUGACAAUGCAGCACAGGAGGGCCGUGUGCACGAGCCCCGUGCUGAUGAAGCACCAGAGGACUCCUGCAGCAAGGGCUGUCCGUCCCUCCCCGGUUCUCCCUUCAAGGUCUCCCUCUGUCCGUCCUCUUCAUGUCAGACGACAGUAAACAGUGAAGCGCUCUGGGAGACAGCCGACCCUCGACUCCCUCCCAGUCGAUCUGCACCCAACACAGAGUCAAGGUCAGCAGGUCCUGGUGAGGAACGAGAGCUGGUGAUGCCACCUGCAAUCCUCCUUUUCUUCCCACACUGAACUUUAUCAAAGUGCAAAACAAAGCGUGUCUCUCCUCUGAUGGAAUUAGCUCCAUAUCAAGAGUCCAUCAUAUCAUUUUAAACUAGUGACAGUGCCAUCUCUUCUGCUGCUGAAAACAGGAACCCAGAUAUGAACCUACAGCCUUUUACCCACAGAAAUGAAAUGACAUGUACAAGGUUCAAACACAGCUUUAUUAGCAUCAAGGCAUGUUGUUCAAUCCAUACUAUGUUCCCUCUUCCCUUACCCUGACAUGUGGGCUUUUUUCAGUUCCAUCUCUGCUGUUAUCAUUUGUACAUUGUCAUACAUAAAAUGCUUGCGUCAGUGAAAUACAUUGAGUUGCUUCGUCGAAGACUGAUUUUUCAGAUGUAGCAAUAAUGAAAUGGUCAAGUUUGAUAUCACACGCAUCUGUGAGUUCAUUGUUUUCAUAAGACCUCUGUUAAAGUAAAGGACAUAACCAGUGCAUACAAUCAAACCCAGAACAAUAAAAACAGACAUUUUACAAGA
Molecule: messenger RNA, 6411 nt
Organism: Centropristis striata (black sea bass)
Lineage: Eukaryota; Metazoa; Chordata; Actinopteri; Perciformes; Serranidae
Gene: ccdc177
Product: coiled-coil domain containing 177
Exons: 3
Coding region: 2483-5002 (839 amino acids)
Source: RefSeq, a predicted model, not a curated record